Molecule: messenger RNA, 944 nt
Organism: Salvia hispanica
Lineage: Eukaryota; Viridiplantae; Streptophyta; Magnoliopsida; Lamiales; Lamiaceae
Source: RefSeq, a predicted model, not a curated record
CAAAACCUUCCACUCUCCAGCAACUAGCUCUCUCUCUCUUCAAUUCAUCUCUCCCCUCAAAUCCAUUAUCACCACCAAAAUCGAAGUUCGUUCACAGAGAGAUGGAGCAGAGCGCGGCUCCGUGCAGUUCUCUGAUUUCUUCGCCCAAUGAAGACGAAUUCGCCGUUUGCCAAAUCCUGCUCGGUCUCAGGAAGCUGUUGUCGCUAUCUGAAUCGCUCUCCGAUCACAACUGGGGCUGCAGACGGAGGAGAUCCUGCCUUGGCUCGCCUCCGAGCGCUUCAUCCCUACCGGAAAAUAAAAUUGAAGAGGCACGUCUUCCUCUCAAAGCAGAGGAGGAGGCGGCGGCAGUUUCGAGCCCCGAAACGCCGCUUUCCUUCCCCCGCAGCGAAUGCGAUGAUAGGCACAAGCAUUCGUCGAAGAAAAGGUUGAGGGAAGGUUACUUGGAUAUGAUAAACAGACUGACUGAGCGGAAGGAGCUGCUGUCAAGGCAGAUUAAAAAGGCGAACAAGUUCCACAACCAGCUCAAGGCCUACAAUUCCCAGCUCAAAUCAUUCAAACAAGCGGAGAUGAGAAGAGAUCAUGUGCUCCGAUUGGGAGGGGAAAGGGAUAUUGAUCUCAACCGCCCCGCAGAAGAGGCGUUCGGCGACGUGGAGGUAUGUCAGCCGUUUGAUGCGGCCGCGGAUAAACGGGCCAGAUCUGCUGAAGCAAGGAUGAAGAGGAUGAAAAUCAUCAAAAAUAAGUCUAGAUUUAGGAAAUACUAAAUCUUUUCAUUUAUUGUUUUCUUUUUGUUCCACAUUCACCACUAGUUCUCCAAUAGAAUUGGGUAGAAUUAAUUUCUUGAUGUUUGCCAAAAAUAUUGGUUUGAUUGAGAUUGUAAAGCAGCAACAUUUUUGGGUAAAUUUUUGUACUAAUGAAUUUAUCUGCGGAAAGUUUUACUUUUGGAA